Molecule: messenger RNA, 1576 nt
Organism: Rhagoletis pomonella (apple maggot)
Lineage: Eukaryota; Metazoa; Arthropoda; Insecta; Diptera; Tephritidae
Product: pyridoxal kinase
Exons: 6
Coding region: 453-1367 (304 amino acids)
Biological process (GO): pyridoxal 5'-phosphate salvage
Cellular component (GO): cytosol
Molecular function (GO): pyridoxal kinase activity
Source: RefSeq, a predicted model, not a curated record
AGUGAUGAACCAUGAAUACUAUCGAUAGUUUGCCACUGCUAGGAAGCGACAUUGUUAAACAAAAAUAAAUAAAUAACUAUACGAAACCCGUGGUAGUGAAAUCCGCCAGUUUUUACAUGUUAUCGUCUGAGAUUUUGUCGGCUGGAAAUAUAUAUCUGUAUGUAGAAAACUGCUGCUUCAUUAUUAUCAGAGGAGAAUGAAUACGAUUGUGUGGAGCAGUUUUUGUCCAUACCAACAAGACUACCAAGAUUAUAGACGCAGAUAAGGGUUAUAGUAAAAAUUUAUAACUUAAAAUCUAAAAAAAGAUACAUAUCUAACAUCUCGUAGACGGGUCGGUUUGGUGGUUUGCUUGUGUUCAACAUACAUAAAUGUUACUUGCAGUUUAUUUCCUUCCAGCGACGAACAUUGACUUAUAAUCUGAAAAGAAAUUUGUAAACAUUCGCAGAUUUUAAAUGGGUGAUCUUAGUUUGAAUCGUCGGGUGUUGUCAAUACAAAGUCACGUGGUACAUGGCUAUGUAGGAAACAAAAGUGCUACCUUUCCACUUCAGGUACUUGGUUUUGAAGUGGACGCAAUCAAUUCUGUGCAACUGUCCAAUCACACUGGUUAUAAGUCAAUUAAAGGUCAAGUACUACAAGAAAAGGAGAUUGCUGAAUUAUUCGAAGGUCUAGAAGCCAACGACCUUUUGCAAUGUUACACGCAUUUACUGACCGGUUACACUGGUAAUGCGUCAUUCCUACGACGAAUUUCCAACAUCGUGAUGAAAUUGAGGCGGAUUAAUUCAAACAUAAUAUAUGUUUGUGAUCCUGUAAUGGGAGAUAACGGAAAAAUGUAUGUACCCGAAGAACUGCUACCUAUCUAUCGUGAGGAAAUUGUACCACUCGCUGAUAUAAUUACCCCAAACCAAUAUGAAGUGGAAUUAUUGACAGAAAAAAAGAUUUCCAAUGAGAAUGAUGUUUGGUCUGCAGUUCAAUGGUUCCAUGAUCGUGGCAUUGAUACAGUUGUCAUUUCUAGCAGUGAGUUAGGCAAAGAAAACGAGUUGCGUGCAUUCCUAAGCAAGAAAAAUGGGUCUCGAUAUAUAAUAAAUAUUCCAAGGCAAGGAAAUGGCAUAUCAUUCACAGGUACUGGUGAUCUUUUUGCCUCCCUCUUUUUGGCACACAGCUACGGGACUAAAGAUCUUGGCAGCGCAUUUGAAAAGACAAUUGCUUCUCUUCAAGCAGUUAUAAAGCGCACAAUUGAAUCGAUGCCAGAGGAUGUUUUGUCUGGAAAACGUAAAGUAACCGCUCACGAGUGUGAACUUAAAUUGAUACAAAGUAAAAACGUUAUUGAAAACCCACUGGUAGUGUUGAAGGCCCAACAAUUCAAAUAAACCGUCAAACUGUCAACGGAAUGCUCAACGAUAAUUGUGCAGUCAUACAAUCGUCAUGGCGUUUUUCUAUUAAAAUAUGUAAAUAUUUGCUAUUUCUUAUAAUUAUGGCAUAUGCAUAGAUGUGCAUUUGUUUAUCAUUGUUUGUACUUUAUAUUGUUGCAAUGUCAUUUUUUGAGGACAAUAAUAAAUGUGUAAUGGUGUGUGUAAUA